Molecule: messenger RNA, 1524 nt
Organism: Elephantulus edwardii (Cape elephant shrew)
Lineage: Eukaryota; Metazoa; Chordata; Mammalia; Macroscelidea; Macroscelididae
Gene: MATN1
Product: matrilin 1, cartilage matrix protein
Exons: 8
Coding region: 34-1524 (496 amino acids)
Molecular function (GO): calcium ion binding
Source: RefSeq, a predicted model, not a curated record
ACUGUGCCUCCUGCUGCCUGAGCUGCUAGCACCAUGAGGGUCAUCUCUGGCGCCAGCCUUGUACUCUGUGGUCUGUUUCUGCUGCUCCAGAACCCAGGCACCUGCGGUCUGGCCCCCCAGUCCAGAGGGCAUCUCUGCCGGACCCGGCCCACGGACCUGGUGUUUCUGGUGGACAGCUCGCGCAGUGUGCGGCCUUCAGAGUUUGAGAAGGUGAAAGUCUUCCUGUCCCAGGUCAUCGAGUCUCUGGAUGUGGGGCCCAAUGCCACCCGGGUGGGUGUGGUCAACUACGCCAGCUCCGUGAAGCAGGAGUUCCCGCUGCGGGCCCACCACUCCAAGGCUGCGCUGCUGCAGGCCGUGCGCCGCAUCCAGCCGCUGUCCACUGGCACCAUGACCGGCCUGGCCAUCCAGUUCGCCGUCACCAAGGCCUUCAGCGAUGCUGAGGGUGGACGGGUCCGGUCUCCCCACAUCAGCAAGGUGGUCAUCGUGGUGACAGAUGGAAGGCCCCAGGACAGCGUGCGGGACGUGUCUGCCAGGGCCCAGGCCAGUGGCAUCGAGCUGUUUGCCAUUGGUGUGGGCCGUGUGGACAAGGCCACGCUGCGGCAGAUCGCCAGCGAGCCUCAGGAUGAGCACGUCGACUACGUGGAGAGCUACAAUGUUAUCGAGAAGCUGUCCAAGAAGUUCCAGGAGGCCUUCUGCGUGGUGUCAGACCUGUGUGCCACAGGGGACCAUGACUGUGAGCAGGUGUGCGUCAGCUCCCCGGGAUCCUAUACCUGCGCUUGUCGUGAGGGCUUCACACUGAACAGCGAUGGCAAGACCUGCAAUGUGUGCAGCGGUGGUGGUGGCAGCUCGGCCAUUGACCUGGUCUUCCUCAUUGAUGGAUCCAAGAGUGUGAGGCCAGAGAACUUUGAGCUGGUGAAGAAGUUCAUUAACCAGAUCGUGGACACGCUGGAUGUUUCCGAUAAGUUGGCCCAGGUGGGACUGGUGCAGUACUCGAGCUCUGUGCGUCAGGAGUUCCCGCUGGGCCGCUUCCACACCAAGAAGGACAUCAAGGCAGCGGUGCGGAACAUGUCCUACAUGGAGAAAGGCACCAUGACCGGGGCUGCCCUCAAGUAUCUCAUUGACAACUCCUUCACCAUCUCCAGUGGGGCUCGGCCUGGUGCCCAGAAGGUGGGCAUUGUCUUCACUGAUGGCCGGAGCCAGGACUACAUUAAUGACGCUGCCAAAAAGGCCAAGGACCUUGGAUUUAAGAUGUUUGCUGUGGGUGUGGGUAAUGCAGUGGAGGAUGAAUUGAGGGAAAUUGCCUCAGAGCCUGUGGCAGAGCACUCCUUCUACACAGCUGACUUCAAGACCAUCAACCAGAUUGGCAAGAAAUUACAAAUGAAGAUCUGCGUGGAGGAAGAUCCAUGUGCCUGUGAGUCCAUGGUGAAAUUCCAGGCCAAAGUGGAGGGGUUGCUGCAGGCUCUGACCAGGAAGCUGGAAGCAGUGAGCAAGCGGCUGGGUAUCCUGGAGAACAGAAUUGUCUAA